This is a messenger RNA of Vicia villosa (hairy vetch), 2340 nucleotides long. Its product is annotated as F-box/kelch-repeat protein At3g06240-like. The transcript is spliced from 2 exons. Bases 1 to 1197 code for a protein of 398 amino acids. Lineage: Eukaryota; Viridiplantae; Streptophyta; Magnoliopsida; Fabales; Fabaceae. The record is from RefSeq and is a predicted model, not a curated record.
AUGACCAUGUACACCAAUAGUUUCAUAUCUCAUCACGUUUCUGAUGACGAUUAUCAUACAUUUAUUCUCUCAAAUCAUCAUGCUGCUGCUUACCAUCUCACAUCUGAUUAUCUUUACAACUCUGAAUUCCAUUUACUCAACAACACCGUCAAAUUCAAUUUGCCGCCUCCAUUUCAACAGUCUGGCUGUCAUAGAAGGAUUCUCAACUCCGCAAGUGUUAACGGCAUUUUUUGUCUUCACCAAGAAUAUCCAGUUAAUCUCAAAUAUGUAUUGUGGAAUCCUGCUACCCAGGAAUUCCUGGUCAUUCCUCGUAGCCCCGCCGAUCUUUUACGACACUCUCAAAAUAACCUCUAUCUCAGCCACGCUUUUAAUGGGUUUGGUUAUGACCAACUUAGAGAUGACUUUAAGGUUAUUCAGUAUAUAACAUUUGAUUGUGAAUGCGAGAGCUAUCGUCCUCCGAUAAUAGAAAGUUAUUUCGAGAUAUAUAGUUUAAAAAGUAAUUCAUGGAGAACCAUCGACAUGAACAAAGAUCCGUCGUCUUCUAUUUGGUGUCGUUGUGGAUUGUUUGAUACUCGCGAAGUUUAUUUGGAUGGAGCAUGUCAUUGGGUGAUUUCCGAUGGAGAGGACCUUGCUGAAAAAUCUCUCUUGUCAUUUGACCUCAGUGAUGAGGUGUUCCUUACAACACCCAUCGGGGUUCAACCUCCUUUGCCAUACAGUUAUGAAGAAUGCUUGGCGGUGUUAAAUGGAUCAAUUGCUUUAAUAUCAAAUUAUCACGAUGAUAUUAUUUUUCACAUAUAUAUUUUGGGUGAACUUGGUGUGGGUGAAUCAUGGAUCAAACUAUAUAUUUAUGGUCCCUUUUCUUCCAUUACAUGGCCCCCUGUUGGAUUUGGGAAGUCGGGAUAUAUUUUCUUUCCAAAAAAUGAUUAUGAACUGGUCUAUGUUGAUUUGAGCACUCAAAAAGUUGAGGAGGUUGGUAUUACUGGUGCAGAGUCUAGUUAUUUUCAAGUCGGUCUUUACAAGGAAAGCCUUCUCUCGAUUGGAGUAUCAAGAAUAGUGUUGUGGACUAUGUCAGGCUAUUUUGUAAACAUAAUGAAAAUCCUACCUUUGAGGGAUCACUUGACGCAGAAGGUGAGUAUGCUUCUGAUGUUGACAGUGGCUUGGAUUUUGCUAUGCCGUAUUGCCGUAUACGUGUCCUGACAGUAAACUCAGAGAAGUCUAUCGCCAGCGAAAGAAUUUUCUGUUUGAACCUGCUAACUUUGAAAUAUUAUCUGAUGUUAGUUCUUAUUAAAAACAUGACAUGCUCCCGAUGCCAGUUUCGCAUCUGAUGCUUCCAUCACAACCUAAGAGUGAAAAAUUCCUCCCCGGUCACAAUGGUAAUAUGAUGCUUCCCGGGCCUGUGCCAAAUUCUUUGCAGCCAAAAAUCAGCUUCUCAGAUAGUAAUGAUAAUAAUGCAGUUGUGAUCUCUCUGCCCCAUAUGAAGAUUGCUGCACCAAGGGAAAUUGAUCUGAACAGUGUGAUUGAAUUGUCAAUGACAUUAUUGGUUGUAUUAUCUGUGGUAUUUCUUCUGAUAUUUUGCCAAAAUCGAUCUACAAAUAAAGCAAAGAUCCAAAUCAGUGGCUCAGAUUUGAAAAGCCCACCUUCUAAGAAAAAGAGAGCUCGUAAGUCAGGAAAAAACAAUGUCAUUAUUGAAAAACAGGGUAAUCAUCUGUAUUCAGUUGAGGAGAAUAUACAAAUAUACAAGGAAGCAGAAAAUGAAGCACGGUUGCUGUAUAAUAAAGCUAACGGACGCAGGAUCGGUAAACUGAAUGUAUCUAAUAAAGAAAUCGCAAAGGGAAGUAAUGGUACCAUUGUUCUUGAGGGGAUAUAUGAAGGUCGAUCAGUUGCUAUCAAAAGUCUUGUUCUGGCUCAUCAUGACGUAGCUCAUAAAGAAAUCCAAAAUCUCAUUGCGUCUGACUUUCAUCCAAAUAUUGUUCGAUGAUACGGCGUGGAAUAUGAUCAAUAUUUUGUUUACCUUGCUCUAGAUCGUUGUGCAUGCAACUUGGAUGAUUUGAUUACUAUUUAUUCAGAUAUGUCAGAAAAUCCAGUGCUAAACAAGGAUCGAGCUUUUGAAUCUCUCAAGAAGACCCACAUAGAGGUACGGGGGGAUGAUACACUUUGUCUUUGGAAAACAAAUGGUUAUCCAUUACCUCUUUUAGUAAAGCUGAUGAGGUUAGUAGAACAACAUAUUUUAAUGAACUAUUACAGGACGCAAUAUAUAAUUGUCACAUUAUGUACGUAUUUUUUUAAACUUGUAACAGUUCUUUCUCAGACAAGGCAGAAGAAAUGUUAAUUGUCUUAAAA